CAGCGUCCCCGUGAGCCCCACGGCUCGCCCUCCCGGGGGCUCCGGCCCCGUCUCCCGCACGCGGGAAGUCUUCCUGCCCGGGAGGAGCCCCCGAGAUGGCGCAGGGAGGUGUCCCUGGAGUGGGCAGCGCGAGGCCUCCACGCCCGGGAGGAGGAAGAAGGAGCGGGCUUCCCCGACCCAAUCACGCUGGCCUGGCGGAGCAAUAACCAUCGCAACGACCAUUGCACCCGACGGCCGAGCUUCAAUGAACGGCUCUACAAAGUGCUUUCGCCCACCGUCAUCACCGCGCUGUUUACAAAGUUUCCACCUGCUCCCCAGGGAGGUGUCAGUAGCCCCGCUUUACAGGGGAACAAGGGCCCAGAAGAGGCUGGAGGACUUGUCAGCAGAAGUGGGCCUUCAGGUUCCAAAUGGGAACCCCAAAGAGGCCCUCGCUAGCUCCUGCACACGCCCGAGGCGUGAGGAAGUCUGAGUCCAGCAUCCGGAGCCUGGGGAGCGACGCGGGAGGAAGGCGGUGGCGACCAGCAGCCCAGAGCAUGUUCCAGAUCCCAGAGUUUGAGCCGAGUGAGCAGGAAGACUGCAGCUCUGCAGAAAGGAGCCUGGGGCCUGUCCUGGCUGGGGACCAGUCAGGUCUCUGCCCGGCCCCAGGUCUCCUAGGGGACACCAGUCACCAGCAGAGGGGUGCGACCAACAGCAGCCAUCAUGGAGGCGCUGGGGCUGAGACCCGGAGUCGUCACAGUUCGUACCCCGCGGGGACGGACGAGGAUGAAAGGAUCGAGGAGGAACUCAGCCCCUUCCGGGGCCGCUCGCGCUCGGCUCCCCCCAACCUCUGGGCCGCACAGCGCUACGGCCGCGAGCUCCGGAGGAUGAGUGACGAGUUCCAGGGCUCCUUCAAGGGCCUUCCUCGCCCAAAGAGCGCGGGCACGGCGACACAGAUGCGGCAAAGCUCCAGCUGGACGCGAAUCUUCCAGUCCUGGUGGGAUCGAAACUUGGGGAAAGGAGGCUCCGCCCCCUCUUAAUGACCCUCGGUCCCACGUUCCCGGAACUCAUCCCCCAGCUCCCGUCGCCUGCCAUAUUCGAUGUGGGCGGAAGUCUUGUGCAGAAAGAGGAUCAUAUCCAUUUAGCCGGGAGAUCAGACCUACAGCCUGACUGCUUUCUGGUGCAUGCCAUAGCCACGGAGGAGUGGCUCUCGUCGGAAGUUUUAAAGUUUUCCCAGCCACAGUUACCGGAAGUGGCCCUAUGUCCCCUCCUUCCCUCCAGUACUGGGCCACCCCCAGGCGCCUGCGCCCUGUUGCCAGCCCUGCUUAACCGUAACUUGCCCAGAGCCGAGCGGUGGGCCAGGGGUCGCGACGAACGUGCUUUAUAAUAAAGCCCAGGCCUGUGCCGCC
Messenger RNA from Nannospalax galili (Upper Galilee mountains blind mole rat), 1385 nucleotides. It is a transcript of the gene Bad, whose product is annotated as BCL2 associated agonist of cell death. Gene Ontology annotation, biological process: apoptotic process. The record is from RefSeq and is a predicted model, not a curated record. NCBI's taxonomy places the organism in Eukaryota, Metazoa, Chordata, Mammalia, Rodentia, Spalacidae. Bases 408 to 1016 code for a protein of 202 amino acids. The transcript has 4 exons.